Molecule: messenger RNA, 1471 nt
Organism: Artibeus jamaicensis (Jamaican fruit-eating bat)
Lineage: Eukaryota; Metazoa; Chordata; Mammalia; Chiroptera; Phyllostomidae
Gene: LRRC28
Product: leucine rich repeat containing 28
Exons: 10
Coding region: 148-1251 (367 amino acids)
Molecular function (GO): protein binding
Source: RefSeq, a predicted model, not a curated record
UCGGCCCCGCCCCGCCCCUCCCGGCUUCCCUCGGCUUGCGGUCCAGCGCAGCCGGUGCCCCGGAGCUCUGGCUCCGCCGGCGCGGAGAAAUGGACCAGUUUUGACAAGAUGUAGCGCCGCAGUGUGCCCGAUGGGAUCUGCUCAGUCAUGGCCUCCGAACUGUGCAAGACAAUCUCUGUGGCAAGGCUGGAAAAGCACAAGAAUCUGUUCCUAAACUAUAGGAAUCUGCACCAUUUCCCACUGGAGUUACUGAAAGAUGAAGGGCUGCAGUACCUGGAGAGACUCUAUAUGAAGAGGAACUCCCUCACCACCUUGCCAGAAAACCUUGCUCAGAAGCUUCCAAACCUGGUGGAACUGUACCUUCAUUCAAAUAACAUUGUUGUGGUUCCAGAAGCCAUUGGGUCCCUUGUAAAACUCCAGUGUCUGGACCUUAGUGACAAUGCCUUAGAAAUUAUUUGCCCAGAAAUUGGUCGGCUGAGAGCUUUACGUCAUCUUCGACUAGCUAACAACCAGCUGCAAUUCCUACCUCCAGAGGUUGGCGAUUUGAAGGAGCUGCAGACACUAGACAUUUCUACCAAUCGUUUGCUAACUUUACCCGAGAGGCUUCACCUGUGCCUUUCUCUGCAGUACCUCACCGUGGACCGAAACCGUCUGCGGUGCGUGCCGCGCCGCCUCUGCCAGCUGCCCAGCCUCAACGAGCUCUCCAUGGCUGGAAACCGUCUUGCAUUUCUGCCCCUUGAUCUAGGCCGGUCUCGAGAACUGCAGUACGUGUACGUGGACAACAACGUCCACCUGAAAGGCUUGCCGUCCUACCUGUACAACAAAGUCAUCGGCUGCAGCGGCUGCGGCGCUCCCGUCCAAGUUUCCGAGGUGAAGCUGCUUUCCUUCUCAUCGGGCCAGCUCACCGUCUUCCUCCCCGCCGAGGUGAAGGCCAUCGGCACGGAGAAUGACCACAUCCUGCCUCUGCAAGAGCUGGCCAUGAGGAGUCUGCAUCGCACCUGCCACCGUUUUCUGAAAGAUCUGAACUUUCCGUCUCCCAUCUCGUUACCCAGAAGCCUCCUGGAGCUGCUGCAGUGCCCCCUGGGACACUGUCACCGCUGCAGUGAGCCCAUGUUUACAAUCGUCUACCCCAAGCUCUUCCCCUUGAGAGAGACACCGAUGGCCGGGCUGCACCAGGGGAGGACAACGGUGAGUUUCGUGGCUUACUGCUGCUCCACCCGGUGUCUGCACACUUUCGACCUACUGAGUUGAUAGACGCUCAGGCCUCAGGAGUGCCGCCAACUUGCUUCCAUGUGACACGCUGUUUGCGCAGCAGAGGGACCGGAGAGCCUGGCCAGGCCAAACAGGCCCUCGAGUCCUGUCCUGUCAAAUGCCGGGGACGCAGAACUGCCUGGAGGUGUCCAGACUGAGCUUCAGAGCCUAAACGCCUUCAUCCUCCCCCCAACUUGGAAUACAUCCUCCCCCCAAUUAA